AUGGCGAAGCCAGCUAACUAUGUAUUGGAUCAGGCGGUAUUUUAUGUAUAUAAUGAGGCUCUCAGCCUCGUUGGUCUUUCGGGCGGUGCUGACGAGAUUUUACCUUACUUGCCGACCGUCGUGACAUCCACCCAGAGGACAAUGGUUUAG
This is a messenger RNA of Plenodomus lingam JN3, 150 nucleotides long. Lineage: Eukaryota; Fungi; Ascomycota; Dothideomycetes; Pleosporales; Leptosphaeriaceae. The record is from RefSeq and is a predicted model, not a curated record.